AAACAUCAAUUUCAAAUGUCUCAAACUUUGGCCGUUUCAUCAUCAUCAUCAUCAUCAUCAUCAUCAUCAGUAUCAUCAUUAUCAUUAACACAAUCACAAUCACAAUCAUCAUCUUUCAAUGUAUUGAAUCCAUUUUUGAAUCCAUCCUCUUCGUCGUCAUCUUCAUCAUCAUCAUCAUCAUCAUCAUCAUCAUCAACAAUGUCAUCAUCCACCAGACAAGUUCGCAUUGCCGCCUUAUUCACCGAAGAAGAACGUGAUGGUCCAAGCGAAUUAGCCUUUAAAUAUGCGGUAUUUCGAAUAAAUAAAGAUCGAACAUUAUUGGAAAAUACGACAAUGGUGUAUGAUAUUCAAUAUGUACCGAGAGAGGAUUCGUUUCAUGCAUCGAAAAAAGCAUGUUUACAAAUGAAUCGCGGUGUAAGUGCAAUAUUUGGACCACAAGAUCCAAUACUUGGUGCCCAUAUACAAUCAUUAUGUGAUGCAUUAGAUAUGCCACAUAUCGAAGCCCGUUUAGAUCUUGAAACUGAAUUGAAAGAAUUUAGCAUCAAUCUUUAUCCAUCGCCGAUGAUUAUUGGUAAAGCUUUAAGAGAUUUGAUAGUCUAUCUAAAUUGGACAAAAAUAGCCGUCAUUUAUGAAGAUGAUAUUUCAUUGAUUAAGCUACAGCAAUUAGUGAAGCCACCAUUAAGUAAGCAAAUACAGUUCAUAUUUCGUAAAGGAAAUGCUCUAUCAUUUCGUGAUGUAUUACUUGAUGUACGAACUCGGGGCGUUUAUUCAUUGAUCAUCGAUACACGUCCGGAAAGUUUACCAAAAAUUUUACAUGCUAUUUUGCAAACACAAAUGAAUAACUAUAAAUACCAUUAUCAUUUUGUUACGUUCGAUAUUGAAAUCUAUGAUUUGGAAAAUUUCCGAUACAAUUUUGUCAAUCUUACCGCAUUUCGUAUGGUCGAUUCGGAUAACUUUUCGGUCAAAACUGUAUUACGUGAUAUGGAAAAAUUUCAACCCAAAAGGCAUCCAAUUCUCAAUCGUACAAAUGUGAUGCAGUACGAACCAGCAUUGAUAUUCGAUUCUGUUUAUACAUUUGCUCGUGGUUUACAUUCAUUGGAACGUGGUGCUAUACUACGGCAAAUGAAUCUAUCAUGUGAUGAAGAAUCACCAUGGCCCGAUGGCAGCACGUUAUUUAAUUAUAUUAAUUCGGUUGACAUUCGUGGCCUUACUGGACCGAUCGCAUUCAAAGAAGGUCGUCGAAGUUCAUUGAAAUUAGAUCUGCUCAAACUAAGACAAAGUAAUCUGACUAAAGUCGGUGAAUGGUCUACAGGAUCUGGUUUAAACAUUACUGAUCAUGCUGCAUUUCAAGAUUUUGGAACAACCAAUAUCACUUUGAGAGUGACAACCAUUGAAUCUACACCAUAUGUAUUCUACAAGAAAAAUCUAAACAAUCAAAUAGCUACCAACAAUUCGAAUGAUCAUUUCGAAGGAUUUUGCAUUGAUCUUCUAAAAGCGAUUGCAGAAAUGUUAAAUUUCCAAUAUGAAUUAUAUCUAGUACCGGAUGGUAAAUAUGGUGCUGAAAAUACAACCACAGGUGAAUGGAAUGGUUUGGUGCGCGAAAUCAUUGAUAAGAAUGCUGAUCUAGCUGUAGCAUCGAUGACAAUCAAUUAUGCACGUGAAAGUGUAAUACAUUUUACGAAACCAUACAUGAAUUUGGGUAUCGGUAUCCUAUUCAAACUGCCAUCAACAAUGCCGACAAGAUUAUUUUCAUUCAUGUCACCAUUAGAUAUUGAUAUUUGGCUAUAUGUAUUGGCUGCCUAUAUUCUGGUUUCGUUAACAAUGUUUGUCGUUGCUCGUUUCAGUCCAAAUGAAUGGCGACUUUCGCAUCCAUGUAUAGCAGCUAUGGAUCCACAUUAUAGUGCCGAUGGUGAUGAUAACAAUAAACUUGAGAAUCAAUUUUCGAUGGCCAAUUCAUUUUGGUUUACUAUUGUUACAUUGAUGCAUCAAGGAUGCGAUUUGAAUCCGAAAGCGGCAAGUACUAGAAUAAUUGGUGCUAUAUGGUGGUUUUUUACAUUGAUACUAGUCAGUUCUUAUACUGCUAAUCUUGCCGCUUUUCUUACUGUUGAACGAAUGAUAACCCCUAUUCAAAGUGUUGAAGAUUUAGCCGCUCAAUCACGUAUUCAAUAUGGUACACUAGAAUCCGGAUCGACAAUGACAUUUUUUCGUGAUUCACAAAUAGAAACUUAUCAGAAAAUGUGGCGUUUUAUGGAAAAUCGACCGAUGGUUUUCGUAAAAACCUAUGAUGAAGGUGUACAACGAGUACUGGAAGGCAAUUAUGCAUUUCUAAUGGAAUCAACAAUGUUAGAUUAUAUGGUCCAACGUAACUGUAAUCUAACCCAGAUUGGCGGUCUACUUGAUUCCAAAGGAUAUGGUAUUGCCACACCAAUAGGUUCUCCAUGGCGUGAUAAAAUAUCGUUGGCUAUUUUACAUUUACAAGAAAAAGGUAUCAUUCGAAUGUUGUAUGAUCGAUGGUGGAAACGUCCCGGUAUCAAAUGUUCACGUGAUGAUAAAAGCAAAGAAGGUAAAGCAAAUGCUUUAGGAAUCGAAAAUAUUGGCGGUGUAUUUGUUGUAUUGUUGGGUGGAUUAGCUGUUGCGAUUGUCACUGCUUUCAUUGAAUUCUGUGUUCAUUCAAAAAAGAAUGCUCAAAAUCUUAGACAAUCACUUUGUACCGAAAUGACCAACGAGUUACGAAUGGCUAUCAGUUGUAGUGACACACAACAAAGGCCUACAUUACGACGUAAAUGUUCCAAAUGUACAUUGAACACAUCAGCAGCGAUUGGUGAUCCUAGUCAUCAUCAUGAUCGACCACCAUCAUCAUCUGCCGGUACGGCCAAUCAAUAUUAUUUGGAUCCAUAUGUUCCGGAUGUUGGAGAAACCGGUCCAGCUACAACCGAUAUUUAUCAACAACAACAGCAAACAACAUCUUAUCAUCAUCAUAGCUCAUCGAAUACUUAUCAUCAUCCACCGAGUGGCAAUUAUCGAAAUAAAUCCAAUAUGAUCAAAGCACAAUCAAGUUAUAAUCAUCAUCAUCAACAACAACAACAACAGCAACAAGAACAAAAUCAAUUGAGGCGACGAUUAGCUAGUGCCAAUUCGAAAACACCUUGGUCCAAUAUGAAUCAUUCACGGCAAAUCACAUCACAAUCGAAUCAUGCACAAUCAAUGGCCAAUCAUCCAGCUGAAAUUCAUCAUCAAUUCACAAUGUAUCAUCAUCAAUGUUGUCCACAGCAUACCGAACAAAAUGAUACUAAUGACAUUGACGAUGAUGUUGAUGAUUGUGAUAUGGGUGAUUGUAAUCGGCAACAACAAUCAAAUAUGAUAGAUGGACAGCCACCACCAACAUCAUCAUCAGCAACAACAGCAAAUGUUGUAAUUAAUUCAAGCUCAAUAAUGAAUAAUACAAAUCAAUUAACUGAAGAUGAUAAUCAAAAUGGUAGUGGCAACGUAAGCCAAGAUGAUGAAGAUAAUGUUGAUAUAGAUGAUAUCGAUGAAGAUGGAUUCCAAUAUAACGAUAGUAAUGAUAGUGCUGGAACCAAUUCUCAACAACAACAGUUAAUGCCCCCACCUCCUCCUCCACCUGCGUCAACAUUGACGAUGCAACAACAAUCAUGUCAACCAUUAUCAUCUAUCAAUCAUCUAACUUCAAUUGAUUCAGCAACCAAUAAAAUAAAUGUAACAGCUACGGCUAUGAAUAGCGGACGAUUAAUAACGGUAAAUGGACCAUUAUCAUUGCCAAACACGAUUGUUGCAAUGGUACCGGCUGUUCAACAUCAUUCGGAUGUUGAUUAUCAUCAUCGAUAAACUAUAACACAAUUUCUGUAUAGAACAUUCAAAUCACUAAAUUCCUAAACUUCCUCUCCCAUGCCAACCGAAAGAUAUUUCAUUUUUCCA
This is a messenger RNA of Dermatophagoides pteronyssinus (European house dust mite), 3933 nucleotides long. Its product is annotated as glutamate receptor ionotropic, kainate 2. Gene Ontology annotation, cellular component: membrane. The record is from RefSeq and is a predicted model, not a curated record. Lineage: Eukaryota; Metazoa; Arthropoda; Arachnida; Sarcoptiformes; Pyroglyphidae. Gene Ontology annotation, biological process: monoatomic ion transport. Gene Ontology annotation, molecular function: signaling receptor activity; ligand-gated monoatomic ion channel activity.